CUGUGUUACUGUUUCCUGGUCUCUGAUUGGCUCAGCUGUGCUCUAUAGAGGUCACUUGUGAAUCAGGAAGUGUGAUGGGUGCCACGCUGGCUAAUGGAGGCAUCUGUCCAAUCACAGGCGAGCGAGUGCUGAGCGCAGAGGCCGUUAGGAACACGCUCAGUCUCAUGCACUCCUGCGGCAUGUAUGACUUCUCUGGAGAGUUUGCUUUUCAUGUGGGCUUACCUGCAAAGUCAGGUGUGUCAGGUGCAGUCCUGCUAGUAGUUCCCAACGUCAUGGGGAUGAUGUGCUGGUCGCCUCCUCUGGACAAGGUGGGCAACAGCGUCCGGGGAAUCGACUUCUGCCAGGAUCUGGUGUCGCAGUUCAACUUUCACAACUAUGAUAACCUGAAACACUUUGUGAAGAAGCAGGACCCACGCAGGCAGUUCGGUGAUGACAGGAACAAAUCUGUGGUGAAUCUGAUGUUUGCUGCUUACAGUGGAGAUGUCUCUGCCCUCAGAAGGUUUGCUCUCUCCUGUGUGGACAUGGAGCUGAAGGAUUAUGACUCUCGCACAGCCCUGCAUAUUGCAGCUGCUGAAGGUCAUGCAGAGGUCGUGCAGUUUCUCACCAAAAUCUGCUGCGUCAACCCUUUUGUGAAGGACAGAUGGGGGAACACUCCCCUGGACGACGCCAUGCAGUUUGGCCAUGACGAGGUGGUGAAGCUCUUGCAGGAGUACCAGAAGCACUGCAGCAAGACAGAGCCCCCACCGGCAGGGGAGGAGACCAACAAACAGCAGUCAGUGGAAGGAAUGGUGUGAGAGGAGACUCGAACUUCUGCUGACUCACUACAACCAGACAUGCUGCACGUCAGCACAUCUGUGAAAAAUACCUGUUCACUUUCAUGACAGGACAAGCUAUUCUUUUUGGAGGUUUGCUGAUUGGUUUACACAGUAUAGUUGGCCAUUUUAGUUGCUGAUCACAGAGCCAGCAAGGUCAAGUAUUCCAAAAAUAUGACUUAAGGCAGCUUUAAUGUAGCAGCUUCGAUGUAAUGGGUAGUAGAGUGUUACAAAAUGGGAUAUUGACUUUCUCUGAAGGAUAUAAGACUUGCUUUUGACGAGCUUUGAUAUACAUACCCAGUUUUCGACAUCGUUUUCACAUCGUCAUUUGAUGGUAUUGAUAUAUUUUCUCUCUUUUGGCUAGUGUGUUUUGUAGUGGAGUGAUACUGCCAUAUACACCACAAUGAUGAGAGGGAAUCUGUGUGCAGUUCAAGAUGCAGUCUGUGACUCUGGCGUAAGGUUGUUGAUAUUUCAGCUCAACAGCCAGUCAAAUUAAACCCUUCUGUUCUGUGUGUCUGAAGCAGUGUUGAUUAGCUGGAGUAGUGUAUGGCUUGGCUCGAGCCACUGGGUUGGCUUCCCAUUUACAGGACUGUGUGCGUACACUCAAGAAUAUUUGAGCGGGCAUACUGAACGGACAGCUCGAGGACCGUGAGGAUCAAUUUGCUGAAUUUGACAAAAAGUGUAUGGGAUUAGAAU
Molecule: messenger RNA, 1508 nt
Organism: Clupea harengus (Atlantic herring)
Lineage: Eukaryota; Metazoa; Chordata; Actinopteri; Clupeiformes; Clupeidae
Gene: gls2b
Product: glutaminase liver isoform, mitochondrial-like
Exons: 8
Coding region: 75-794 (239 amino acids)
Biological process (GO): L-glutamine catabolic process
Molecular function (GO): glutaminase activity; protein binding
Source: RefSeq, a predicted model, not a curated record